AUGGAGAACGCUAACGGUGCCAGCCAGAGCGCGGCGGAGGAAUCUCUCCCGGCCGAUGGGCGAGCCGGGAGCACCACUCCGCAGGGAGAACAGGGCCAGCUCCUUUAUCACGAGGAGACCAUCGACCUCGGUGGAGACGAGUUUGGGUCUGAAGAGAACGAGACUAUAUCGGAAAAUUCUAAUCAUUUUGUAGAUAAGCUUAAUGAGCACAUGAUGGAGAGUGUCCUCAUUUCUGACUCUCCUAACAAUAGCGAGGACGACACAGGUGAGCUGGGCUGUUUGCAGGAUGUCGUGGAGCCUGCAGACGAUCACGCUGAUCCCAGACCGGAAAGUCUGGUGGGUGAAGGAGCAGUCGACACCCUGAGCAAUGACACUGGAAGCGACGGAGACGGGGGAGACCGUGCAUCUAAAGGCUCUGACGCGACCCCCGACCCAGAGCUCGAAGAAGUAAAAGGUGCUCCCGCCUUGGGAGAAGAGGGUGCCGAGGACCCGGGCCCGGAGGGGCCGGGGCACAGCCCGCCUUGCAGGCAGUCCCCUCGUGAGGAGGAGCCCGUGCCCGUGUGCACCAUUUUCAGCCAGUCGUUCGCCCGCUCCCAGCCGCCCCUGCUGCUGCGGGACGGCUUCCAGUCCCAGAUGGUGAAGUCUCCGAGCUGUGGCGGUGCCAGCGACACGGUGGCCAAGACCCCUCCCCAGGCGGUCCAGCCAAGCCCCAGCCUCAGUAAAUUCUUUGGUGACCCCAGCAACUCUAGUUCCUUGGCCUCGGACUUCUUUGAUUCCUUCACCACGUCCACUUUCAUCUCCGUCAGUAACCCCAACGCGGGCUCUUCCGUUCCCGAGAAACGGUCUUCGCUCUCCACUCCGGUGGGACAGAGAUCCCCGGGUUCUGCUGCGCCCUGUCUCUCCCCGGGGAUUGAAAAGUCAGAGUCCGCCGUUCCCACGGCUUCCCUAGAAAUUCCUCAGUCUCCAAAACCGUUUUCCCAGAUCCAGGCCGUGUUUGCAGGGAGCGAGGACCCCUUUGCCACCGCCCUGAGCAUGAGCGAGAUGGACCGCAGGAGCGAUGCCUGGCUCCCCGGGGAGGGGACCCGGGACAUCUUGAUUUCAGUGGCAACCCAGCAGUACAGCACGGUGUUCGUAGACAAGGAGAGCCUCACCAUGCCGGGCCUCAAGUUCGACAACAUCCAGGGGGAUGCAGUUAAAGACCUGAUGCUUCGCUUCCUGGGUGAGAGAGCCGCGGCAAAGAGGCGGGUCUUAAAUGCUGAGUCCGUGGAGCAGACUUUUGUCGGGUUGAAGCAGCUAAUCAGCUGCAGGAACUGGAGGGCGGCGGUCGACCUGUGCGGGCGCCUUCUCACCGCCCACGGCCAAGGCUACGGCAAGAGCGGGCUGCCCACCAGCCACACAGCAGACUCGCUGCAGCUUUGGUUUGUGAGGCUGGCGCUACUGGUGAAGCUGGGCCUCUUCCAGAACGCCGAAAUGGAGUUCGAGCCCUUUGGAAACCUGGAUCAGCCAGAUCUCUAUUACGAGUACUACCCUCAAGUGUACCCGGGCCGGAGGGGCUCCAUGGUGCCCUUUUCGAUGAGGAUCUUACACGCGGAGCUUCAGCAGUACCUGGGGAACCCGCAGGAGUCACUGGACAGGCUGCACCGAGUGAAGGCCGUCUGCAGCAAGAUCCUGACAAAUCUGGAGCAGGGCUUGGCUGAGGACGGAAGUGUGAACAGCAUCACGCCGGAGAACAGACGAGCCUCCGUUCGGCUGUGGCGGUCCCGCCUGGGCCGGGUGACGUGCUCCAUGGCAAACUGCCUGCUCCUGAUGAAGGAUUACGUGCUGGCUGUGGAUGCCUAUCGCUCAGUCAUCCAGUAUUACCCCGAGCAGGAGCCCCAGCUACUGAGUGGUAUCGGCCGGAUCUUUCUACAGAUUGGAGACAUAAAAACAGCUGAGAAGUAUUUUCAAGAUGUGGAGAAAGUGACGCAGAAGUUGGACGGACCACAAGGCAAAAUAAUGGUUUUAAUGAACAGAGCCUUCCUUCACCUCGGUCAGAAUAACUUUGCAGAAGCCCACAGGUUCUUCACAGAAAUCCUAAGGAUUGAGCCGACAAACGCAGUGGCCAACAACAACGCCGCCGUGUGUCUGCUCUACCUGGGCAGACUCAAGGACUCCCUGCGGCAGCUGGAGGCCAUGGUCCAGCAGGACCCCACGCACUACCUGCACGAGAGCGUGCUCUUCAACCUGACCACCAUGUACGAGCUGGAGUCCUCCCGCAGCGCGCAGAAGAAGCAGGCUCUGCUCGAGGCCGUCGCCAGCAAAGAAGGGGACAGCUUCAACACACAGUGCCUCAAGCUGGCGUAG
Messenger RNA from Puma concolor (puma), 2343 nucleotides. It is a transcript of the gene TRAPPC12, whose product is annotated as trafficking protein particle complex subunit 12. Lineage: Eukaryota; Metazoa; Chordata; Mammalia; Carnivora; Felidae. Gene Ontology annotation, cellular component: TRAPP complex; Golgi apparatus. The record is from RefSeq and is a predicted model, not a curated record. Gene Ontology annotation, molecular function: protein binding.